AAAGAAAUUUCUAGAAGUCCAUCUAAUUGCCACCCAUUUCCUCCUUUACCUCCUCUUAAAACCCUCUACUCUCUUAUCCUUUCCUGACACUUCUCUAUUCACCUACUCUCAUUUCUCUCCCUCCUCUUCCGGCAAACCCUAAUUCUCUCUCCCCAAAUCUCCAUUUCCGGAAGCUUAGACCUUCUUCACAACAAUGGCGUCUUCAGCAACUCAAAUCCACGUUCUGGGCGCCACCCCCUUCACAACCUCGUCUUCAAAACCCUCUUCUUCAAGGCCGAACUCGGUCUUUUUCGGCCAGAAGAUGAGCCCUAGCACAGCCUGUAUCGGAAACCCUAAAUCGGCGUUUUUAAGGCUUAAGAAGAGCUCUGGUGGCCGUCGUCGGAGCGCUGGUGUAGGGCCGGUGAGGGUUGUUAACGAGAAGGUCGUAGGAAUUGACCUCGGGACAACGAAUUCUGCGGUUGCCGCCAUGGAAGGAGGGAAGCCUACAAUUGUUACUAACGCCGAAGGCCAGCGAACGACGCCGUCGGUGGUGGCAUAUACGAAAAAUGGAGAGAGAUUGGUUGGGCAGAUUGCGAAGCGUCAAGCGGUCGUGAAUCCCGAGAACACUUUCUUUUCGGUGAAGAGGUUUAUUGGGAGGAAAAUGACGGAGGUUGAUGAGGAGUCAAAGCAGGUGAGCUAUACGGUGGUCAGGGAUGAGAAUAAUAAUGUCAAGCUUGAGUGCCCUGCUAUUGGUAAACAGUUUGCUGCGGAAGAGAUCUCUGCUCAAGUGUUGAGAAAACUUGUUGAUGAUGCAUCAAAGUUUUUGAAUGACAAAGUAACUAAGGCCGUAGUCACAGUGCCUGCGUAUUUCAAUGAUUCUCAAAGGACAGCAACAAAGGAUGCAGGGCGCAUUGCUGGUUUGGAAGUCCUUCGAAUCAUCAACGAGCCUACUGCUGCCUCUUUGGCUUAUGGGUUUGAAAAGAAGAACAAUGAAACUAUUUUGGUGUUUGACCUUGGAGGUGGUACCUUUGAUGUUUCAGUUCUUGAGGUUGGUGAUGGAGUUUUUGAAGUACUUUCAACCUCUGGAGAUACACAUUUGGGUGGUGAUGAUUUUGACAAGAGAAUUGUUGAUUGGCUAGCUUCAAGCUUUAAGAGAGAUGAAGGUAUUGACCUUUUGAAGGACAAGCAAGCUCUACAACGUCUAACUGAGACAGCCGAGAAAGCCAAGAUGGAGUUGUCAUCAUUAACUCAGGCAAAUAUUAGCUUGCCGUUCAUCACUGCCACUGCUGAUGGACCUAAGCAUAUUGAAACCACUUUAACAAGGGCCAAGUUUGAGGAACUUUGUUCAGACCUUCUGGACAGGCUGAGAACCCCAGUUGAGAAUUCACUGAGAGAUGCAAAACUCUCCUUCAGUGAUUUAGACGAAGUGAUCCUAGUGGGUGGCUCUACCCGUAUCCCAGCUGUUAUCGAGUUGGUCAAGAAGAUGACCGGAAAAGCCCCAAACGUGACUGUUAAUCCUGAUGAAGUUGUUGCUCUCGGGGCUGCAGUGCAGGCUGGUGUCUUAGCUGGAGAUGUAAGUGACAUUGUGCUUUUGGACGUUACACCACUAUCUAUUGGUCUUGAAACACUUGGUGGAGUAAUGACCAAGAUUAUCCCACGAAACACAACCUUGCCCACAUCGAAGUCAGAAGUCUUCUCAACAGCUGCAGAUGGACAGACAAGUGUUGAGAUUAAUGUCCUUCAGGGAGAGCGAGAGUUUGUAAGAGAUAACAAAUCUCUUGGUAGCUUCCGUUUAGAUGGUAUCCCACCAGCUCCUCGAGGUGUUCCUCAGGUUGAAGUUAAAUUCGACAUUGAUGCUAAUGGUAUUCUCUCAGUUACCGCCAUUGACAAGGGUACAGGAAAGAAGCAAGAUAUCACAAUUACCGGAGCUAGUACUCUGCCUGGUGAUGAGGUAGAGAGAAUGGUUAGCGAGGCUGAGAAAUUUGCCAAGGAAGACAAGGAAAAGAGAGAAGUGAUUGACACGAAGAACCAGGCUGAUUCCGUUGUAUACCAGACAGAAAAGCAGUUGAAGGAACUCGGAGAAAAGGUUCCAGUUCCAGUUAAAGAAAAGGUGGAAGCUAAACUGGGAGAGCUCAAGGAUGCCAUUAAUGGAGGUGAAACUCAAGCUAUAAAGGAUGCCAUGGCUGCUCUUAACCAGGAAGUAAUGCAACUCGGUCAGUCACUUUACAACCAGCCUGGUGCAGGAGGUGAACCAGGUGCAGGCCCAGGCCCAACACCAGGAGCAGAGUCUGGCCCGUCAGAUUCAACGAGCAAAGGACCCGAAGGAGAUGUUAUUGAUGCUGACUUCACAGACAGCAAGUGAGCUUGUUGAAGAAGUUGUGUCAAAAAUGCAUUAAAUCUUUUUUCAACGGCUGUGUAUAAGAUUAUUUUUAGGCAGCAAAAAGCCUGUGUUUGGUUCCUAGUUAUUUUUAGUUCUGAGGAGAGAAUUUGGUAGGAAAAUAUAGAUGUCAAGGGUUCUUACGAAUUUUGUCAUAGUUUUGUUUGCAUUAUUUGAAGCUUAUAGAACAAUGGAUGUUCAUGUAAUCAGAAUAUAUGAGAUCAAUAAUAGGCAAAGUAGGAUGUUGAUUCA
Molecule: messenger RNA, 2608 nt
Organism: Spinacia oleracea (spinach)
Lineage: Eukaryota; Viridiplantae; Streptophyta; Magnoliopsida; Caryophyllales; Amaranthaceae
Source: RefSeq, a predicted model, not a curated record